GCCAUCUUUGUUUCAUACGCAAUUAAGGCGUAACGUUGAGGGCUGGUUUAGAAUCUUCAAAUUUAAUUUACAUGGUACAGCAACAGGUUUAUAUUGUGUUCAUCUCCAAAGAAGAAACUAUCUUCAAAAACUGUCGUAACUAUGUGCAUCCUGGGGAGCCUCUAUGCAGUAUCCUUGGCAGUGUAUGAGUAAUGGAGCGGGGAGAGCAUCUCUGGCUUCUCAACACAACCAGCAGAAUAAUUAUGAGACAAAUAAGGAUGAUGGACUAAGAUGCUGACAGAAGUGACUAAGGCUUUCUUUUAUAACAGGCUGUGUGUGAGCCGGGGAACUGGACUGGACUGUGGUGUUUCGAGGAGGUGGGAGAGGAGGUGGAGGAGCAGGAGGGAGAAGUGAGGGGCAGGCUGGACAGAUGGAGGACGGCACCCAACACCUGGGACACUGCAUGGUGGACAUGAAGGAGCUGAGCGCCAACCCUGAAGGACUGACCGCUGCCGGUGUUAUUCUGACACCCAAGCUGCCUCAGGUGGAGUUCAGCCUUGCCUGUAAUGAUCUUGUGGCCUCAGGCAGAGACAGGAAGCCCAAUGCUUUGGUCCAGGUGGCUGUCAUAGAUCCCCACAAGCAGCACCUCGUCUCUCAUGCCUGCACAGAGAUAGUGGAGGCGAACAAAGACCCGCUGUUUCUGACGGGGGUGACCUUCCCUUCAGAGUAUCCUGCUAGCCCGGAGACACUAGUCAAGCUGACUGUGUAUGAUGCAAAGGACAAGAGCCAGGAAUCAAGCACCUUCCUGGGUAGUGCCACAUUUUCAGUAGGCGAUCUGCUGAGGGCUAAAGAUGAACGUCUGACCUUGAGUCUCAGGUCAUCUGAUGGUGUGUGCGCAGCAGGAACAGUGGUGGUGAGUCGUCUGAAGAUGGGGGAGAUGGAAGAGGUUGACGUAGAUCACAUCACCACCGACAUACCGUCGCAUAAGUGUCCCGUGGUUUGUGAGUCUGCGUCCCAUGCCUGCAUCGACAGAGAAAAUAAUCCACUGACAGGGCCAGUGUUCAAGAACCCAGUAUGCAAGGUGUACAGAUUUCAAACAGUGGACAGCAAGUGGAUGCUUGUGCGCGAACAAAUGGAGGAAUGCACAUUGUCCUUCAGCAUCCCAAAACAGCUACUCUCCCUGUAUAUUCAGGAGGACAUGAGCAGGGUGCAGGACCUGAGGGAGCUGGGGGAGCUGUCUCCUCACUGGGACAACUUAAGAAAAGAGGUGAUGACACGAUAUGGAGGAAUCAUCAACUCCUACCAGGAGACUCUGGCUGAACUGGACAAGAUUACUGGACGUUCAUUCAAGCCAAGCUGCUGCAAAGCCCAGAAAUCUCUGGAGUUCAUCCCAAUAAACCUGCACACCCAGAGGAUGAGGGUGACGUGCCCCAGAAAAACAGAUGCAUUCUAUGACAUUGUCACCGUCGGUGCGCCGGCAGCCCACUUCCAGGGCUUCAAAUGUGGUGGUCUGCAGCGUCUCCUUAGCAGAUAUGAAGCAGAGAAAAAGAGCUUCAGCACUGCCUACCAAUGUAUCUACUACUCUCCAGAGCACACAGCCAAAGCUCAGGAGGUACUCAGUACCGUGAGCCUCCUCCAGCCCCUCAUCACAAGCUUAGCAGACCAGCUCCUCCAGGCUGCCCAGGAGCACUCAUCCCCUGGACUGAGGGAUGCACUCAAGAACCUUUCUGACAAGACAGAACAAUUUGUUCACACACUUAAGGAUGAAUUGGUCAAGAGUGCACUGCUAGCACUACACGCAGCGCGGCCCGGGUACGUUUCCAAGAACCAGAAGCAGACCCCAGUGCAGGGAGGUCAGCAUCAAGGUCACAUCCAUCAGGGCAGCGACCAAAAUCAGAGCCCAGUCCAGGGACUUCCAGGCCACAGUCCAGCCACGUCGGUCACUGAGACCACAGCCGUGUGUAACAAUGUGGACGGGUCACAGACCACAACCAGAGGAGAUGGUGGGCCGAAGCACCAAGACUCUAUUCCGCACCAUAAAGAGUACGACGAGGAGGAAUGGGACAGGGUGUGGGCCAACGUGGCCAAAUGUCUCAACUGUGUAAUUGCCAUGGUGGAUAAACUCCAGGAGGAAGACAACAGCAAGCCGGAGCCUGUCCCCGAGCAGCAGCAGCUAGCGGAUGUUAUCACCUCACACAACCCUGGCGACUGGAGAGAGCAGCUGCGUCCGCCAGUGACCAGGUUAAAGGAGUGUGUGAUGGAGGUGGUGGAGAAGGCCAAGAGAGCCAUGACCUUUGUGCUCCUGCAGGAGGCAGCCUGCAGCAUACCACAGGGCUUCUUCCUCCAGCAAAGGCGAGACGUGGUCUUCAGUCAGGCACUGGCAGCCUUAGCCUGUGGGUUUGUCAUGAGGCUAUAUGCAGGAAUGCAAGACAAAGGCUUCCUGAGGCAGCUCCACCUGGUUGGCCUGGUGGCCCAGUUUGAGAGCCUGCUCAGCACCUACAGUGAAGAGAUUGGGAUGCUGGAGGACAUGGAGGUUGGAAUCUCAGACCUUCAGAGAGUCGUGUUCCAGAUCACAGAGGCCAAGACAGAUGACCUCAGUGACCUCCAGCCUUUAGUGUGUGGCCGAAGAGACCACUUCACUGUUGAAGUGCCAUUACCACGACUGGUUUUUCAGACCUUGCCAGAGGAGAUCAGGGGGGGCAAACCUCUACGAGUAUUCCCGGUGCUGUUUAACGUUGGCAUCAAUGAGCAGCAAACUAUAGCUGAGAGGUUUGGAGAUAUCUCUCUACAAGAAAGAAUAAACCAGAGGAACUUUGAGAUGUUAGAGGCCUAUUACAAAUCAUUAAGUGAAAAGGUGCCACUAGAAUGUCUACCAUGUUUUCAGACACAGACUGACAUAAAGGAAUUACUUGAAACCCUGGGCCAGAAUGUAGUUACAAAGAAGAAGAAGAAUGUGGAGAUACUAUGGAUUGCUGGAACGAUCUGCCGCAGGUUAAAUGGCAUCAGGUUUACCAGCUGUAAAAGUGCCAAAGACCGGACAUCCAUGUCUGUCACAUUAGAGCAGUGUGCCCUCCUACGCGAUGAACACCAGCUCAGCAAGGAUUUCUUCAUCCGUGCUCUGGACUGUAUGCGGAGGUGACUCCUUGGGCAAUGCAGAACUCCUGGGUUGUCCUGGGUUAAGGUGUGUUACCCUGACAGAAGGUUGGAAGAGGUAGAGUUGCACCUAACAUCUUGAAAUGCUGAUUGUGAUUUAGUUUGGAAAAUGUGUCACAAUUCUGUAACAAGCUCAUGUCUUCAAAUUAUUUGUUUGUCUGCUUUCCACCAACAAUUCAAAAAUGUUAAAGUAAUGAUGAUGAUACAAAAGAGCUACAGGUUGAAUAUUCUCACGUGUAAAAAGCUGGGACAGCAAAUAUUUGGUAUUUUUUUCCCUUUAUAAAUGAUCAAUUUGUAGUCAGCUCUUCUUCACUGUUUACUGACUACUAUAUUUGGCAGUAACACAAUGCAGCACUUACUGUAAGCUGACUUACGUUUGACAAGUGCUCAAUCUGGGAUAGUGGCAUAGUUGAGAUGUUUAAGCUGCCUGUGCGGAUCAACUCUGACAGCAGUUGUGUGAAAAGUAAAGAGGAACCAGAAAUCAUUGUCACUUUACUUUGAGGCAAACACAUCUUUUAUUUUAGCGUAGUUAGUGUUUUCUCAUUGUAAAGUAUGUUCCUGUUGGUAUGCUUUGAUUCCUAUAUAACUCUUCACUCAGCCGAUGGUCUCGGCCUCACAGACGCUCUUUGCCAGAUUGUUCUUCGGCACUCAUGCACGACUCUCCAGCAUUUUUCCUACCUUUCCUACCUUCCCGUUGCGAACCCUGCCUGCCUCUGACCAACCCAUCUCGUCUGUUCCCAGGUAAACGCACCGGCUUUCUGUCCCCAGCUUUGAGAUUGGUCACUGCAUCCUCGGUUACUGUUUAACAUGUGGCUGCCUGAUGAGUCAGGUUCCCCAUGGCUUCCUGUGGCUCAGAGACUGUCACUGUGUUGCCACAUUUCCUAUCAUAAUGACACAGAGAUUUGUCUGGGACCCAAAUGCUGCGCACAGAACUGCCUCUAUGUUACAAUAGAAUACACUACAUAAAAUAAAACAGCAUCAGCUGUGUGAGUCACAGCAAAUUCUGCACACACGUCACAAAAACCCCACAAUGAAACCGUUGCAAAAUCCCUUAAGCCUCACGCAGCUUUGUUCAAAACUUUGAUUGGAGUUGGCACAAAUGAAUUUUUAAAAACGACUGAGUUUACUGUCGGAGGACAUGUGAUGGAUUGGCCAAUUACUUCUGAAACUGAAAACAGUAAGUUAUCUAACCCCAACUGCUAUCAAGCAUUAAGACUGCACUCUGGGGCAAUGUAAAAAAAAAAAGGUCAUGUGGUUCUGAUAGGUCCAGAUUUAGCCUGUCCCAAAGUGAUGGGUGCAUCAGGGUGAGAAGAGAGGUGGAUGAAGUGAUGCACCCAUCACUCCUGGUGCCUACCACACAAGUCUGCGGGGGCGCUGCUAUGAUCUGGGAUUGCUUCAGUUGAUCAGAUCUCAGCAACAAUAUGUGUCCAAAAAACGAGGCCAGCUGAUGACAUGAGUAUGCUGAAUGACCAGGGUUUUUCCAUCAGUGCCUUUUUCCUUCCCUGAUGGCACGCGCAUAUUCCAAGAUGAGCCAGUGCCACAGACCAUCAGGAUCAAUUGGUGGAAGAGUGUCUCAGAGAGCAUGAAACAUUGUUUCCACACAUGGACUGGCCUCCGCAGAGUUCAGAACUUAAGCCCAUUGUGAAUCUUUUCCAUGCGCUGGAAAAGACUUUACGCUGCAGCCCGACGCUCCCCUCAUCAAUACAAGAAAGAUGUGAAAAAUGAAUGCAACUCUGGACGGAAGUAAAUGCUGUGACAUCCAUAAGCUUAUCAGAACAAUGCACAAAGAGUGUGCCCAAUCUAAGGUCUGGAACCAUCCCUGUAGUUCUGACAACAUUCAGAAUGAUAGUUGUCAUCACACCGCUGCACAAACGUUCCUAUUUCAAAGAAACAGAUUGACGGGCUUUUGUCUUUGUGCAGAAGUCCAAGGAUGACAGUGUUGUGAGAAAAUGUGAAAACAAGGUUCCCAGAGUGGCUGUUUGGACAUUCAUUCGUGCACAGUGUGAUAUGAACCUAAGAACAAACACACACAGGUAGGGCACCUGUGCUGACUGAUCUGGAGUAUGAAAGAAUGUCAUUAACUCUGACACACUGACUUCGACUGGUUAAAAGAAGGAACGCUUGUUCCUCCGCCUGCUGACUCACCGGUUUCCCAGCGUGAUUCAGCACACCAUAUCAGCUGGUCCACCAGAGACGUAUCUGUAUCAUUACUCGUCGUUAAACCUCAUCGCCAACUAUUCCUGGUAUCACGCGUGCUGCAGUUGGGUCCUAACACAACACCGUUACAGGAGGACCGAGCGACAGGAAUCAGAAUGAACCCCCCUGCCUCAGACCGAUGGGAAAAAACUGUAUUACCGGUGCUGUGAUGUGUAGAUGUAGCCCAAAGAAAAUCCCAUCCUGACAUGUUUUAAGACAUAGAAAAACUUGAUCUUGACAUUGAUCUUCCACAAAAUUGCACACCUUGAUGCCCCAAAAUCAGACUGAAUGUAAAAAAAGACUUUCUCAGCAGAUGAAUGUGAAAACAGGCCGCUAGUAUCAAACUCUGCACACACCUCACGGAGCUCCAUCAUCAAAGUGAGAGAACAAUAAGCGACACGUGUUUUUGGGGACAUUCAGUUGCUUGGUUAUGUAAAAAUCUGUCAAACACAUGGAGUGGAGCACUGACGACAAUAUGUCUCUCUCAAACGCAAUAUAGUUCAUUUAAAAGUGCUUUUUUGUAAGAAAUAAAUUUUUGAGUGUCAUUCCCUAAUAAUGACACUGUGGGAUGACAGCUGAUCGACCUACAAUCCCGAAGUGUCAGUGAUUGACGAGUUUGGAAUGAGACUCCAGUACGUUUCUCUAACAGCUGUAGUGACAUUAACUGUAAUUGAGCAUAUUAACAUGUUACACAUAAAACCUAACAAGCACAUUGACAGCUUCAAUAAAAUGCUGCUUUUAAGAUAA
Acanthopagrus latus (yellowfin seabream) is the source of this 6075-nucleotide messenger RNA. RefSeq names its product inositol polyphosphate-4-phosphatase type II B (gene inpp4b). Gene Ontology annotation, cellular component: cytoplasm. The transcript is spliced from 25 exons. The record is from RefSeq and is a predicted model, not a curated record. Gene Ontology annotation, molecular function: phosphatidylinositol-3,4-bisphosphate 4-phosphatase activity. Bases 410 to 3118 code for a protein of 902 amino acids. Lineage: Eukaryota; Metazoa; Chordata; Actinopteri; Spariformes; Sparidae.